AUGCAUUCGUCUUGUAGAUUCACAAAGGAGAGAACCAUUCUUUUUGGACUGUGGUUUGGAAAAGAGAAGCCACAGUUAACGUCAUUUUUAAGGCCAAUCGUGAAUACAUGGAAUGACUUACAAGAAAAGGGUGUUGAUGUGAAUUUUGGCUCUUCAAGAAUAAAAAUGAAAGUGAAGAUUCUUGCCGCAACUAUGGAUUUGCCUGCUAUGAGCAUGCUGAAGGAAGUAAAGCAAUUUAACGGUGAAUAUGGAUGUGGUAUUUGUGAAGAAAAGGGGGUGCGAACAAAGAAGGGAAAGGGAACCGUCAACGCUUACGUAUAUCGUUCCCCAUCCAAACAGGCUCCAUUAAGAACAGCAGAACGGAUGAAACAACACGCCAGUCAAGCCAAAGUACUUGGGAAACCGGUAUUUGGCGUUAAACGGCGCUCAAUGGUGUCGUUCGUUAAGGGUUUUAAUUAUGCCUCCGAUGUAAUGGUGGACUACCUCCACGGGAUAUGCAUCGGGGUAACGAAGGCGCUGCUUAAACUUUGGUUGACUAAUAAGAAGCAACCAUAUUACAUCGGAGACAAACUUGAUAUGGUUGAUGAGCGACUAGCAAACAUAAAACCGCCAGAUAAUGUAACCAGAAACCCACGGUCGUUAGCUAAUGAGCUGUCCGAUUUUAAAGCUUCUGAAUACCGCGCCCUUCUAUUGUACUACGGUCUGGUAGCAUUUAGAGGGGUACUGCCUGAGAAAUAUUUCGAACAUUUCGCCAUGCUGUCGACGGCUAUAUACCUCCUACUUACAGAUGAAGUCACCGCAGAAAACCGUAGAACAGCACAGGAUUUAUUAACCAGAUUCCAUAUGCUGUAUGUCGAAUAUUACGGAGCAGAGAAUUGCACUAUUAACCUGCAUAAUGCAUGUGCACAUAUUGUGAAGUGUGUGGAGUUGGCUGGACCGCUGUGGGCUUUUGGAUGUUUCAACUUCGAAAGCAACUGUGGUACAAUGGCAAGAUUUGUUCAUGGAACCCGAUAUGUUGGAAUGCAGAUUGUAAAUGGCUACCACAUGCUGCAGAGGAUCCAUUCAAUUGGUGAGGUAAUUCGCAGUCAACCGGUUCGUGACGUAAUAAUGCGUGUGCAAAACAAGAGACAAAGAAAUGAGCAGUGUCCUGAACUGGGGAAGCUAAAACGUUUAAACAACGAGAGCUACGAGUGCAAAGCCAUCGCAGACUUAUUCCAAUGCAGGGAUGCUGUGGUGCAUUCCUUUUCUCGAUUGGUGAGAUGCAGAGAAAUACUGAUUUCUGAGGACUGGAAACGUCAAAAAACCAAAAACUCAACUGUCAUUUCUUACUUCUUAAACGGAACUCAACAGUAUGGUUGUAUUAGCCGGUUUCUUCGUGUCACUACAGACACGAAUACUUUCAACGUAGCUAGCAUCACACCAAGCGAAGUGACUGAAGAAAAUGCCUUUUCAAACGACGGCCAGAUUGGGAAACACACAAAGAAAAUAAAAUUUAUCAGAUCGAAGAAACACAUUAUCAAAAUAGAGGACAUCGGAAGAAGGAUGGUCGUUGUCAGCGAAGGGUAUGAUGAAGGCACAAUAAUCCCAGUUGUAAAUAGUACUGACCACGAUUGAGAAAACGUCAAGAAGACAAUGGUGAAGAAGACAAUCGUGUCGAAGACCAGUGAUGAAGGCGAUGCUUCUAUUCAAAACAAACUGCUCUUUUCAGAGCAUCCAAAUUACGAAAGAGAUAAUGGAUUAUGCAGACACACUCACAUUUAAUUCAUUCAUUCAUUUAUAUCAGUUAUUAUUUUAUUUCGCCUGAUUACUAUAUCCCUGUUUAUAGGGUUUUCAAAUUCAUUAACACAUUAGGCCAAAAGUAUAGUUUUGAGAUGUUGAGUAAAGGGCGUUUUUUGCUAAGCUUUUGUUAUGGAAAUGAAGUCUAUUGAUUGUAUUGUGUAAAAGCACUACACAAUUAGAAAACAAAUUCGGGCCUAUGGAAAGACAAUAGCAAUUAAGCAUGAAAAACUAUGCAGUGCAUUAAAACGCAUACAUUACACUACAGUUCUAAAUAAAAUAAAAGUGAUUUAAAAAUUAAAAUGAUACUGAUAGUAUAAUACAUAUUCCAAGUAUCGAAAUGCACGCCAUCUCGUCGUGAUUAAAUAUUUCGACAUAAUUACCGUAGGCCUAUAGUACAGUGGACCUUUAGUUCAAUACCAUCAGUGGACCUUUCGGUAAAAUAAUACUGUAAUAAUAAUAAUAAUAAUAAUAAUAAUAAUAAUAAUAAUAAUAAUAAUAAUAAUAAUAAUAAUAAUAAUAAUAAUAAUAAUGUUAUAAUGAAUAUUUAUUUCGUUCUUCUGAUAGGCCGAAUUAUCGGAAUUAUCUAAUAGUUAAUAAUAGGCCUUUUCCAUGAAUCGGUAGACAACAAAAAUAAGAUAAGAAUGUUAUUUAAAUAUCACCCUAUUACAUUAAUUUUUUUGAAAAAGUUCUUACAAGACUAUUCUACACCACUUUUAAUGAUUGGGGAAAAAAGUAAAAAUUUUGUUUGGCCUCUGAAAUAAAGAUAGAAAAAGAAGCGCCAAUCAAAUACUCAGUAGUCAAACAGCCAUAGUACAGUUACUGUAGAGUUGUACUAGACUAGUACUCGAGUUACCAUGACCAUCUCCAUGGUUACGUUAUUUGUUAAUUAACAGUCCCAGAUCGUGGACCCGUCCAUUCUACAGAAUGGGAGACCUGUGAGAUGGAUCAAAGGGUGAGCUGCGUGAUGGAUCACCAAAGCAUUAUCAUCAGAGAGCGUUAUAAAACGAAAUGAUGAUUAAAUGUACCUGUCUGAAUAUAAAUAAAGAAAGCAGCGCCUUCAGUAAAGAAUUUCCCACUGCCCGACUUUUGAUUUAUACCUCCACUACAUGAUUAAUUAUAUCAA
Molecule: messenger RNA, 2902 nt
Organism: Anneissia japonica
Lineage: Eukaryota; Metazoa; Echinodermata; Crinoidea; Comatulida; Comatulidae
Exons: 8
Coding region: 1-1614 (537 amino acids)
Source: RefSeq, a predicted model, not a curated record